GCCCAUGGCGGCGCGUGUGAAAAAUCGCUGUCAUGAAGACGGUCUUCGCUAUGCAGGCGAGCCCGCUGAUGCAGCAUUGCUUCCCUGGCUCUUUGGGGUACAGCAAAUGCUGCCGCUACGCUGAGGACUCCUGGAUGAGAGAGACUAUGCAGCCCAUGUGCUGGCCCGAUGGGAAGCGGAACUUUGAGCAAUGCUGUUUUUUCCGCUUUGGGCCCACUCUACGGGGGCUGCCGUUCGAAAGUGAGGAUGCUGAUGGCGUGGUCUUCGAUUUUCGCUCGCUGCAGCUGAAGCUCAGGUCCUCGGGCUCGCCGGGCUUCUGGCCAGCAGCCUGGAUCUUUGCGCGGCUGCUGGCGGAUGUACGGCAGGCGCAACAGCAGGCGGAUGCCUUUCACUGGCCGGAGGGCGCUGAGCGAUUGUCCCGUCUACCAGAUCGUCCCCUGCGCAUCCUGGACGUCUCCUGCGGCGCUGGUCUCAGCUCCGUGCUGGGCGCCGCCAGGGGCCACAACGUGUCCUGUACGGAGGUGACCACAGAGUUGCUGCAACUGGCAGGCCGCAACGCCGCGAAGAACGGCGUGAAGCUGCGCCUGCGGAAAUGGGAUGUGAGGAGGGAGCCUAGUUGGAGAAGACCACGGACUCGCUUUGACCUAUGUCUACUGGACCUGACCUAUUUCAAUCUCCAUUACCGAAAGUUGCAAUUGAAUGAGAUGCUGGAUGAGACUCAACAUCCUCCAAUCAGCCGCGUGUUACCCGUGGCCCUGCGACAUCUGCGGAGUUUCUUGGGCGACUGCUGCCUCUAUGCCUUUGCUGUCGUGGAAUCAGACUGGAAAGUUAUCCGUGAAGGGUUGCCCGAAGAGAUGGCCUUUUCCAACUUCACCUCCGAGCUGCUGCGCAGCUUGCGCCACUUCAGCGCCAGCGACCGCAGCGAUGUGCUGCGCGACUGCGGUGCCGGCCACACAGGGAAAGCCUUGCUGCGGCCGCCGCCCAGCAUCAGCCCGCUGGGAUGGCUGGAGAAUGCGGGUUGGACCCCACCCAUCUUCCACCACCUGGUGCUCUGGUGACGACCAUACCUUGGUCUCGGAAGAAUGAUAGCGGAGGAGAUGGACUUCGAGGACGUACAUCCAGCGACGCAGAUCACUGCAGCGAAAAAGA
Messenger RNA from Cladocopium goreaui, 1149 nucleotides. The record is from the annotation of a GenBank genome assembly. NCBI's taxonomy places the organism in Eukaryota, Dinophyceae, Suessiales, Symbiodiniaceae.